AUGUCCUCUCUUACCUACAUCAACGAAGAAGGUGCUGGUCAAAAGCACAGCGAUCUAUGUCACUACUCCCAAGCGGUCGUGCUUGGAAAUAUUGUUAAAUGUGCCGGCCAAGGAGGAUGGACCGAGACUGGUGAUUUGGACGCCAACAACAUUAAUGGCCAAGUGGAUCUCGCCUUUGCGAACGUGGACAAAGUUCUCCGGGCGACAGGGCUACGCGGAUGGGAAGAUGUCUAUUCGGUUCGCUCGUACCACGUCGAUAUUGAUUCCUCGUUCGAUUACUGUGUGCAAAAGUUGAAGGACCGCAUUCCUAACCAUCGUCCUAUUUGGACUUCUCUUGCUGUCCCUCGAUUGGCAUUUCCGGCGAUGAAGAUUGAGAUUGAGGUCGAGGCCAUCAAACAUGAAUAA
Messenger RNA from Penicillium mononematosum, 405 nucleotides. RefSeq lists its product as uncharacterized. Gene Ontology annotation, cellular component: cytosol. The transcript has a single exon. The record is from RefSeq and is a predicted model, not a curated record. The coding region runs from base 1 to 405 and encodes 134 amino acids. Lineage: Eukaryota; Fungi; Ascomycota; Eurotiomycetes; Eurotiales; Aspergillaceae. Gene Ontology annotation, molecular function: deaminase activity.